CACUCCUCUGUGGGGUGGGGGGCAGAGCCGUGGAGGGAAGGCGCCGCUGAGGAUGCCGGGAGGUUCUGGAAAGGAGCUCAGGCCGCGGUGCAGAUGCCCCAGAGCUUCCUCGAAGCAGCCUGUGAUCGCAUGCCAUCCUGCAUGUCACACUGGGACGGCAUCCUUGAGAGGGCCUUAGGUGCAAGGCCAGGGUGUGCUUUCACCUGGGGGAAGGGUGGCUGCAGAGGGCUCGGAGCCCACUCUGAAUUUGGGGGCGUUUCUGGAGCAGUUGCCCCCUGGCGUCUCCCCGGCUGUGACUGGAAGGAGGGGCAUAGCCGGAGUCCCGCAGUGCCCCUGUGUUCUCAGCCCCAACACUAUGCUGCCACCGUCAGGCCUGCUGGGCCCUGCCUGUUGGAGCCUGACGGAAACCGGGGAUCCUGGGCUGGGCGGGUCCCGUGGGGAAAGGGAGAGACAGAUGGUCAGGAGCACAGAGAAGCGGUGUUGUUUGACUCCAGUGAGCCUCCUGGUCUUUGGCAGUGGUUAGAGAAGAGCCAUAGUCUUGAGCAAGUAGAGGCAGGCAUGAGGUUUGAAGUCAGGGUCUGGGAACAGGUCAGUGCAUGGCCCCCACGCCCCACUCGGGGGGCCCUCCCUGGCCUCUGUGUCAGCCACUUCUGCUCAGAGGCUGAGCUCUGCCAGCUGCUUCCUCACACCGAGGCCUCUGGCGCCUGGAGUCUCCUGCGACCCUCACCCCCUCCUCCCUGCCUGCAGAGACAAGUGGAGGUAAACGUCCGUAACAAGAUCCUGUACCUGAUCCAGGCCUGGGCGCAUGCCUUCCGGAAUGAGCCGAAGUACAAGGUGGUCCAGGACACCUACCAGAUCAUGAAGGUGGAGGGACACGUCUUUCCAGAAUUCAAAGAGAGCGAUGCCAUGUUUGCUGCCGAGAGAGCUCCGGACUGGGUGGACGCUGAGGAAUGCCACCGCUGCAGGGUGCAGUUCGGGGUGAUGACCCGUAAGCACCACUGCCGGGCAUGUGGCCAGAUCUUCUGUGGAAAGUGUUCUUCCAAGUACUCCACCAUCCCCAAGUUCGGCAUCGAGAAGGAGGUGCGCGUGUGUGAGCCCUGCUACGAGCAGCUGAACAGGAAAGCGGAAGGAAAGACCACUUCCACCACUGAGCUGCCCCCCGAGUACCUGACCAGCCCCCUGUCUCAGCAGUCCCAGCUGCCCCCCAAGAGGGAUGAGACGGCCCUGCAGGAGGAGGAGGAGCUGCAGCUGGCCCUGGCGCUGUCACAGUCGGAGGCAGAGGAGAAGGAGAGGCUGAGACAGAAGUCCACGUACACUUCGUACCCCAAGGCAGAACCCACGCCCUCAGCCUCCUCGGCGCCCCCCGCCAGCAGCCUGUACUCGUCACCUGUGGUUCUGUGGAGUGGCCAGGCUGCUGCAGGCCCAGGGGCUCAGAACAGCUCUGCCCCGAACUCGUCGGCGCCUCUGGCUGAGGACAUCGACCCUGAGCUCGCGCGGUAUCUCAACCGGAACUACUGGGAGAAGAAGCAGGAGGAGGCUCGUAAGAGCCCCACGCCGUCGGCACCCGUGCCUCUGACGGAGCCGGCUGCACAGCCUGGGGAGGGGCACGCAGCCCCCGCCACCGUGGUGGAGAACCCCCUCCCGGAGACAGACUCUCAGCCCAUUCCUCCCUCUGGUGGCCCCUUUAGUGAGCCACCGUUCCACAACGGCGAGUCCGAGGAAAGCCACGAGCAGUUCCUGAAGGCGCUGCAGAACGCCGUCACCACCUUCGUGAACCGCAUGAAGAGUAACCACAUGCGGGGCCGCAGCAUCACCAACGACUCGGCGGUGCUCUCGCUCUUCCAGUCCAUCAACGGCAUGCACCCGCAGCUGCUGGAGCUGCUCAACCAGCUGGACGAGCGCAGGCUGUACUAUGAGGGACUGCAGGACAAGCUGGCACAGAUCCGUGAUGCCCGGGGGGCACUGAGUGCCCUGCGCGAAGAGCACCGGGAGAAGCUUCGCCGGGCAGCCGAGGAGGCAGAGCGCCAGCGCCAGAUCCAGCUGGCCCAGAAGCUGGAGAUAAUGCGGCAGAAGAAGCAGGAGUACCUGGAGGUGCAGAGGCAGCUGGCCAUCCAGCGCCUGCAGGAGCAGGAGAAGGAGCGGCAGCUGCGGCUGGAGCAGCAGAAGCAGACGGUCCAGAUGCGUGCACAGAUGCCUGCCUUCCCCCUGCCCUACGCCCAGCUCCAGGCCAUGCCCGCGGCCGGAGGCGUGCUCUACCAGCCCUCGGGACCAGCCAGCUUCCCCAGCACCUUCAGCCCCGCCGGCUCGGUGGAGGGCUCCCCCAUGCAUGGCGUGUACAUGAGCCAGCCGGCCCCUGCCACUGGCCCCUACGCCAGCAUGCCCGGCACCGCAGCUGAUCCCAGCAUGGUGAGCGCCUACAUGUACCCAGCAGGGGCCACUGGGGCGCAGGCGGCUCCCCAGGCCCAGGCCGGACCCACCGCCAGCCCCGCCUACUCAUCCUACCAGCCGACUCCCACAGCGGGCUACCAGAACGUGGCCUCCCAGGCCCCGCAGAGCCUCCCGACCAUCUCUCAGCCUCCGCAGUCCAGCACCAUGGGCUACAUGGGGAGCCAGUCGGUCUCCAUGGGCUACCAGCCUUACAACAUGCAGAAUCUCAUGACCACCCUCCCGAGCCAGGACUCGUCUCUGCCACCCCAGCAGCCCUACAUCGCGGGGCAGCAGCCCAUGUACCAGCAGAUGGCACCCUCUGGCGGUCCCCCCCAGCAGCAGCCCCCCGUGGCCCAGCAGCCACAGGCGCAGGGGCCGCCGGCACAGGGCAGCGAGGCCCAGCUCAUCUCAUUCGACUGACCCAGGCCGUGCUCACGUCCGGAGUAACACUACAGUUCACCCAAAACGCCUCGUCUCUAACUGCCGUUGUCCCACCUCCCUGUCCUCUACUGCUGGUAGUGUUCCCUUCUCUGUGAGUGAGGGGGGGCUUUCACCCCAAGCCCACCUCCCUUCUUGUCCUCAGCACGCUGCAGUCCCUGAGUUGGUCUCUGCUUUCUUUCCCAAGGCUGGGCCAUGGGGAGGGAAGGUGGGAGGGAAGGACCUUCUCCCAGGGGAAGCCCCCAGGCCCGUGGGUUAUGGUCUGUGAGAGGUGGCAGGCAUGGGGACCCUCAUCCCCCGAGCAGCCUGUGCCCUCUGGCCCCACUGUGAGCUGGCUGUGGUGUCUGGGUGUGGCCUGGGGCUCCCUCUGCAGGGGCCUCUCUCGGCAGCCACAGCCAAGGGUGGAGGCUUCAGGUCUCCAGCUUCUCUGCUUCUCAGCUGUCAUCUCCAGUGCCCCGGAAUGGUGCAGCGAUAAUAAAAUCUAUUUCAGAAAGCA
Molecule: messenger RNA, 3361 nt
Organism: Rhinopithecus roxellana (golden snub-nosed monkey)
Lineage: Eukaryota; Metazoa; Chordata; Mammalia; Primates; Cercopithecidae
Gene: HGS
Product: hepatocyte growth factor-regulated tyrosine kinase substrate
Exons: 19
Coding region: 94-2847 (917 amino acids)
Molecular function (GO): phosphatidylinositol binding; ubiquitin binding; metal ion binding
Source: RefSeq, a predicted model, not a curated record